Messenger RNA from Pseudomyrmex gracilis, 402 nucleotides. RefSeq lists its product as uncharacterized. Lineage: Eukaryota; Metazoa; Arthropoda; Insecta; Hymenoptera; Formicidae. Bases 1 to 402 code for a protein of 133 amino acids. The transcript has a single exon. The record is from RefSeq and is a predicted model, not a curated record.
AUGCGACCUAUUGAUGUUACCCCAGCAAUCGCCGAGAAGCUCUUAACCACGGUGUACAACAAUGUCAAGAUCACAAGGCCAGCACGAUUCAAAGUUGGUGAUCCGGUACGUGUGAGCAAAUUCAAAACAGUAUUCGAUAAAGAAUAUACGCCUAAUUGGACGACCGAAGUAUUUAAAAUCAAUAAAAUACAAACGACCUAUCCUGUGACGUAUCUGCUUGAGGAUUCACGCGGACAAUCUGUUGCUGGAGGAUUCUACGAAUACGAACUGCAUCGCGUUGCACAUCCAGACGUUUAUCUCGUGAAAAAAGUAUUACGCAAAAAUGGUGAGAAGGUUUAUGUAAAGUGGCUAGGAUUAGACGAGUCAUACAACUCUUGGAUAAAUAAAACUAAUGUUCUGUAA